AUGACCGUGCAGGUCAAGUUCAAAAUACAUACGGAGAAGGAGGUCAAAGUUGACCAGGGCAAUUCCAUGAAGGUAGCUACCCAAGGUCGCAAAGGGGCUGCUACUUCUAUGGUCCGCCACAACCUUGUUGAGUCGAAGAUGUUCAACCAAGGCAACAUCCUCGAGCUGGUGAAGUGCUUAUUUGGAAAGUCACUCCACAAUUUUAAGGGUAUGUGUGGCGAUAUCUGUGAAGAGUACAAACCGGGCAUGCACCAUUUGGUCCUCUCAAGCCCAAUUGCUCCUUGCUUGAUAUGGAUGGGUCAAGUUGGUUCUGAAAAAAUUACCCUUGUUGAUUCUCUCACUUGGCAGGCAUUUGUGGAUUUGCUUUCAAAAGCUACAAAGCACAAGGGCUUGGUGAUCAUCUUUACUGAAAACAAAAAAGAGAAGGCAAAAAAGGUUGCCCAGAACUGUGCAGCCAAAGAGUUGAUUGCUUCAGCCAGCGGUACCACAGCUGCUGAAGCACAGAUGGGUGUUCUGAGCAAAGAGCUCGAGAAAUCUGGCAUGGCCACUCGCAAAAUUCCGCCCCAAACGUAUGAAUAUCUUGCUAUCAUGAAGAAGUCCUGUGUCUACCACAAGGCUACCUCGGUCAAUGACCGAGUCAAGAUGCGAAGUGCUCAAAUGCAGGCUAAAGCUCUCCCAGAUGAGGCCAAAAAGAUCAAAAUUGAACCAGCCCGCGGGAUGCACCCAGCUCUUGCCGCUCACCUCCUCAGUGAGGCCAUGGAAUGGGCAAAUGUUCUCAAGGGCAAAGUCGAAGCCCUCCCAGAUAAAGAUGCCCUGGAAAGUCACUUGGAAUCUAACCAAAUUUCUUCUUCCCCCGAGUUCUGA
Melampsora larici-populina 98AG31 is the source of this 864-nucleotide messenger RNA. RefSeq lists its product as uncharacterized. The record is from RefSeq and is a predicted model, not a curated record. Bases 1 to 864 code for a protein of 287 amino acids. The transcript is spliced from 6 exons. NCBI's taxonomy places the organism in Eukaryota, Fungi, Basidiomycota, Pucciniomycetes, Pucciniales, Melampsoraceae.